GUGGUGAAUUAUGAUUACAAGUCUCUAGAAUGUGUCGAGAAGCUGGUAAUCACGAUCAAUGGCCAAAGUCCAGGUCCUACAAUCAGAGCACAAUAGGGUGACACCAUUAUUGUGGAGGUUACAAACAAUCUGUUUACAGAGGGUGUUUCAAUCCACUGGCAUGGAAUCCGACAGAGGAACGCCAUGGUUUGAUGGAACAGUAGGGCUGACUCAAUGUCCCAUUUUACCUGGAUCUACUUUCAAAUAUGAGUUUGUUCUAGACAGAGCUGGAACAUACUUGUACCACUCACACUAUGGAAUGCAAAGAGUGGCUGGACUAUAUGGAUCGAUCCUUGUGUCUCUCCCAGACGGGAAAUUGGAACCCUUCACCUAUGAUUAUGACCAGAGUAUCCACUUGAACGAUUGGUACAACAAGAGCACCUAUGAGCAAGCCGUUGGAUUGUCUUCCAUUCCCUUUGGAUGGGUUGGGGAACCUCAGUCACUUCUGGUAAACGGAAAAGGAAGGUUCAACUGCUCUCAAUUUACCGCUCCAAGCGUAGACGUCGGCAUCUGCAAUACCACAAAUCCAGAAUGCUCUCCUUAUUCAUUGACAUUAGUCCCUGGAAAAACAUACCGCCUCAGGAUUUCCAGUUUGACAGCUCUAUCUUCCCUCAGUUUCCAAAUUGAGGGUCAUAAUAUGACUGUGGUGGAAGCAGACGGAUCCUAUGUCGAACCUUUCGUGGUACAAAACUUGUUCAUAUACUCCGGAGAGACAUAUUCUGUCCUGGUAAAGGCCGACCAAGAUCCUUCCAGAAAUUACUGGAUAACUGCCAACGUCGUUGCUCGAAGCCCUGCCACUCCACCCAUAUUAGCCAUUUUAAAUUACUAUCCUAACAGUCCAACGAAAUCCCCCCAGACAGUGCCACCAUCAGGCCCUGCCUGGGACGAUGUUGCCCGAAGAAAGGCGCAGAGCAAAGCCAUCAGAGCUCGCCAUGGCUACGUCCUUGGGUCAGGGACUGAGAGAAGUUGUUCUGGUGCCCAAGGUUACGACUUUGAUUUGGACAUGGACUCGUUCUACAUGGAACCGGUCGACUCGUUCUACAUGGAACCGGUCGACUCGUUCUACAUGCAGCCGGUCGACCCGUACGACAAUCUGCCUCUGCUUCAGGAGCUCAAAUAUUAUUUGCAGCAAAUGAAAGACGUUACAAUGAUACUACUUUUAAGCCUCUCGUUGCAAGUCUUCCUAGUACUUGUUGCCCCCUUGAGAAAAUCCACAGGCAAAAAAUGUCUGCUCUUGAUUAUAUGGUCUGCUUACAUGCUUGCCCAAUGGAUUGCUACUUUUGGUGUUGCCUUCAUCAUUCAAAACCUCGAUGACGAACUAGAGUAUGUCAGUAGUGCUGCGCUCUCAUGUUGGGCUUCCUUUCUCUUGCUACACCUUAGCUACACCAAUAACAUUACUGCUUUUGCUCUGGAAACUAAAGAGUGGCUAAGUCAUAUGUAUCGCCUCAUUUUCCAAUUUGUAGCCACUCUUUUUGUCUUGGUUCUGUUAUUUCCAAGUCCAUCACGUUCGUCGUUUUCAAGUAUACCAGCAAUUCUCGUAUUUAUUGCAGCAGUGAUCAAGAAUGCUGAGAGGACGUCUGCUCUAUAUCUUGCGAGUCAGGACAGGUUCAAGAAACCAAAGGAGGAAAAUCAACACCACACAACUGCUGAGAUUGCGAUGAAGAUAGGUGGAGUACUAGAUGACUUAGAAGUUAUUCAAUAUGCUUAUUACAGCUACAAAAUUUGUAGGGGACUCGUGUUCGAUCAAAUUUACAACUUCAGGGAGCAAACUCAAAUUCCAGAACUCUUCUCCUCAAUAGAAGCAGAAAACGCUUUAAGGUUAAUAGAGGUUGAGGUCAACUAUUUCUCUGAGAUUCUCCGAACAAAGUCUGAAUUCGUGCAUUCAGUGAUAGGAUAUGUUUGUCGAUUUCUGGCCUUUGGGUUAAUUGCAACUGCCUUGGUACGGUUCCAGUCAGAAUUGGAGCCGUCUGACUCUUCGAAACCCAAUCUUCAUAUUAUCACGACAAAUAGUUUAUUCAUCUGGGCCAUAUUCCAAGAAGUGAUGACUUUCAUCAUGGCGGUUUUGUCUGAUUGGACAUUUGCAGCUCUUAUUCCUGAUGCAAGGUUGCGUGAGAAGAACUCAUGUAUUUCCAAGGUAAAACGACUUGUGUAUUCAAUUCUCUGUUAUUUCCUUGUUCUGAAAAGGCCCUCGUGGUACCCCUGUGAAUGUGAAGUCAAGCAUGAGCAUGAAGUUCUAGCCACACCAAUUUUACUUCGCCGGUGGUCAGGCUCUAUCUCAACGUACAACUUGAUCGGAUAUUGCUUGAAAUGUUGUCCAACCAGAAUCCAUUACCACAAAAGAGAUUGCCUUAGCAUUCUGAUUAACAAAAUCAUUCAUUUGUCUGGUUUUGUUAUCAACGUUUUAUCCCCUGAAGCUGCAGCAGACCUCAUCAAAAAAGCUAGUAAAUAUCUGGGCAAACACAAGGCCUUUUCGUGGCCAGGCGUUAUCUUUGCCAGGGGAAUUUGCUUGGAUAAGCCUCCAGAAGCCUCCCAAAAGCCUCAUUUUGCUUUCUCAUGCCUUCCUCUUCCACCCACAUCAUUUUCUUUCUCCUUUCUCCACCAAGGUUAAGGUGCUUUUGUUAGGUAAGUAUAAGUUUUAGUUAUGAAUUUUUGGUUAGAGUUUUGGGUAGUUUAAAUUAGUGAGAUUUGAUUUUAAUCCUUUGAUUUACAAGAUUUUUGGGUAUUAAACUUUUAUUAGAAAUAUCCUUAAUAUUGGGAUUUAUAUGGCAAAGAUAGUGAGUUAGUCCUUUCUAUUGUUUGAUUUGGAUGUGAUUUUUGCUGCAGGAAUUAGAAGGAAAUUACGAAAUACUGUUCAUGAUUACUGUUUAUGAUUACUGUUCAUAAUUACUGUUUACGAUUACUGUUCACGCAUUAUGCUUUGAUCUCUUCCAAUAGGAAGUCAUAAUAUUAUUUUGGACAUAUUAUGAAUUUGUUUGACAUGCGUAUGUGUUUGUGGCUAUGGAGUAAGUGGACCUAAGCUUAAAGCUUGGGGUAUUCAGUGGACCCUUUGGGGUAUUUAGUGGACCCCUGCGCAGUAGGGUUAGUACCGUGAUUAGCUCCGGUACAAUGUUGCUAGCACACCUCAGUGGACUCCAUAGCAUUGUAUGAUUUUCGAUUUUAUGCAUUGCGCUUGUGACAUCAUAUUUGUGAGCAUAUGAUUUUAGUAUAUGAAUUCAAUUUAGACAUUUGUGCUUAUGAUUUGAGAAUUAUAAUAUUAUGUGAUUUAAUUCUGUUGUGUCUUAUGCUUUUUGUGUGGAUAGGUCUAAGGGUCUUAGAACCCAAGUUU
Molecule: messenger RNA, 3364 nt
Organism: Rubroshorea leprosula
Lineage: Eukaryota; Viridiplantae; Streptophyta; Magnoliopsida; Malvales; Dipterocarpaceae
Source: the annotation of a GenBank genome assembly